AGUAUGAUACUUUGUAAAAGGUUGGGUGCUUUUCAAAACCACAAGACUUCUCUCCGCAAUUCUCAAAGCACCCGGUGAGGACGCAGCAGCAACUGGGCUGUCACUUUCUCACUUCCCAGUUAAACAGCGUCGCAUCUGGUCCUCGCACAGAGUUGUGCCACUGGAAACGGGGUAUUACAGGAAUCAAUGUUUAUGAAAACUGUUUUGCAGAACAUGCAAUUUGCCUUGAUUAGUUUGGAGAAGCUGCAACAUGCAAUUGGUAUUACAAAACUGUAUUCCUAGUGAGGCAUGCUUUAUUUCUAACAGAGUGUAGAAGAGUUUACAGUUGUCCUUAUUAUGACCAGAGCAGGCUAUUCCCACCUCCCCACACAAACAGUAACACAUGCACAUCCUCAUGCACACAAGCACACACCGGCUUGAUCGAUGCAUUGUGCCACAAGAGAGCUGUGUGUGAUGGGUAGCUAGCAGGGGGAUGGGUCAGUGUGCUGCUGCUGCUGCUGCUGCUGCUGCCUUCUGUCUUUCUGUGUUUUCUCAUCUUCUCUCAAGCACUGACAGCAGCAGCAGCCCACUGUUGCUGCAGUCUGUGGAGAAUAUCCAUCUAACUUAGAGAUUAGAGAAGCAGUCGUCAUCCUUGUCUGUUUAAACCUAGUGGAUUUUUCACUAUUACGUGGUGUACAGCCUCACUGUCUCUGAUCCUCUUCCAGCGGUCAGCAGCAAAGAGUUGCCCUGAAGAGGAAAAGGUGCUUGGCUUUCUGGAUAAGCGAUGGAUGUGGACCACGGAUUCUAUCGCCAGGUGGAUGUCCACGACCAUGCACACUACAUAGUGGCCUUUUUUGUCCUGGUAAUUGGAACAGUGGGAGUUACUGGGAACGCCUUGGUCAUGUACGCCUUUUUCUGUAACAAAAAACUACGGACGCCCCCCAACUUUUUCAUCAUGAACUUGGCAGUCAGUGACUUCCUCAUGGCAAUUACACAGUCACCCAUCUUCUUUGUGAACUCCCUCUAUAAGGGUUGGAUUUUUGGUGAAACAGGCUGUAAAAUAUAUGCAUUCUGUGGGGCUUUAUUUGGAAUCACAUCGAUGAUAAACCUUCUGGCUAUCUCGGUAGACCGCUAUAUUGUUAUUACCAAGCCUCUGCAGGCCAUACGAUGGACCUCCACGAGACGCACUUGCCUCAUUAUAGCCUUGGUCUGGAUGUAUUCACUGGCCUGGAGCCUCGCACCACUUUUGGGCUGGAGUUCGUACAUACCAGAGGGACUGAUGACGUCAUGCACAUGGGACUACGUGACAUCUACUCUGGCCAAUAAAAGUUACACUUUGAUGUUGUGCUGCUUCGUGUUCUUCAUCCCCCUGGGCAUUAUAUCCUAUUGUUAUCUGUGCAUGUUCCUGGCAAUUCGCCAGGCAAGCAGGGAUGUGGAGAAGUUGGGUUCUCAGGUGAGGAAGUCAGCCCUGAUCCAGCAGCAGUCCAUCAAGACUGAAUGGAAGCUGGCAAAGAUCGCCUUUGUGGUCAUCAUAGUGUUUGUGCUUUCCUGGUCGCCCUAUGCAUGUGUCACCCUCAUCGCCUGGGCUGGAUAUGGAAGCGUUCUCAAUCCCUAUUCCAAAGCUGUCCCCGCUGUUAUAGCCAAGGCAUCGGCCAUCUACAACCCUUUUAUCUACGCCAUCAUUCACUCCAAAUACAGGGACACCCUUGCAGAGAAGGUCCCAUGUCUACAUUUCCUUGCCCAGCCCCCCAGGAGGGACUGCAUAUCAGUGUCACACAGCGAGUCCUCCCUCAGGGACUCAGUGCUGAGCAGACAGUCAUCCGUCUCCAAAACCAAGUUCCACAGAGUCUCCUCCAUGUCUACAACAGACACACAGGUUUGGAGUGAUGUGGAGCUGGACCCUAUUGACCAGAGUAUGAGGUCCAGCUAUUCCCUUACAGCUCUGGGGGACAAAGAGUGCCCAUCAGUGACUAAACAGACCAAGGAAAUGAGAAACCAAAGCCAGGAACAGGCUGCCUUCCCAGAGCAAGGUUCACUGAACAGAUGUGACCACAAUAUAUGGCCUGAGUCUCUCAACAAAAUAAUACCCCUGGCCUGGCAGAGGAAAGGGGAGGAUAAUCUUGAGAGCUGGAAUAAAGAGAAGAAACAGGAAGGUGAGGAAGAGUCUGAACAUGAAAAACCAGAGGCACAGCAAGUGCAAAACAAGAAGAAUGUGAGCAAGGCACAGGUCCUCAUCCAGCCAGACUCUCUGGACAGUAUUGUAUGUGUGCAUUCCCCUGCCAUCGUCAGACCCAACUCAAAGGAAGGCCUGCUGGAACAUGGCUAUUGUGAGGAAAAACAAAGUACACAAUGCAGACACAGAGAACUGUUGCUCGAUCUGCAGCCCCUGGACUCUUCUGCUGAAAUAUUUGAGCCUGUGCAAUGAUUUCUCUCCCCAAAACCAUCGAGCUCAAUGUUAAAUUAUUGUCUAUGAGGCUAGGUGUUACUGUGACCAAGCAGAGAGAACAAAUACAUUUUUCAUCCUCGGAUGCUCGUUUAAUCUCCUUCAGCAGGUGUUUAAGUUGAUCAAAAUGUGUAUUUGUGCAAUCAUGUACACAGUCCACUAAUAAUUGUGACACAAAACUCCACUAGUUAGCUGCAAUACAUGUAAUAUAUAACAUGUGGUCACCUUAUUUUGUUGAGAGUCCUGCAAUGGUAUCAACACAGUCACACUGAAACCAAGAAAAGAUGUAUAAAUGGACCUGAAACUUCAAGUGACGUUGAGACGAGCCACGUUCAAAAUAUUAUAUUCUUGAAGAUCAUGAAUAAGCAGAUUUAUUAUCGGCUUGAGGUAAAGACUCCAAAGAUCAUCUGUUUUUGGUGUGUUUGUUAUUUUUUUUUUGUGUAGAAAGCUAACUUUGUUUACUUUUUGACAAAGGCAAACUAUCAGCCUUGUUCAUUUAAAUGAACAAUGCAAAAAUAUGGUCACUGCUGUUUAUGUAAAUGCCCUGUCUAUAAUGCACUAUUGACAUGUUUCUUAGGUUUAUAAUGGGUCUGAGUGAUUGUAUAACUGAAGAUAAUAUAUUUCUGACACUAGAUAACAACAUUUGUCAUAUAUUUUAUAAUUUUCUGUUGUUACGUGCCGCAGCGACUUCAGGCACUUUGGUAAUUAUCUGUUACACCAUCUGAAGACUGGAAAGGUCUUUGUCAGGUCAAAACACUUUUGUACAACUCAAGACUUUCAUUUACUGCAGCGAUUUCGGGAACAAUGUUUUACAUUUUUGAUAGAAACCAUUUUGUUAAUUAAAGUGUGUCAACAUGAUGUAUUUCACCUACCAAACUUCUCAAGUCCUGAAGAUACUCAACACUCUGAUGUAUAUCACCACUGCUAUGCUACAUGCUAGUAGCAGAAUUAGGAAUUUUAAUUUUGUUCUCAGGGACACCCUAACUGCCACAACAGCAAUCACUGACAUUUUUCAUAUUUUCCUUUCUUAAAUAUUAAUGAGUAUGUAUAUUUGCUGUGGGAAAUAAAGGUUUCAUAUGCUUCUC
Amphiprion ocellaris (clown anemonefish) is the source of this 3507-nucleotide messenger RNA. It is a transcript of the gene opn4xa, whose product is annotated as opsin 4xa. NCBI's taxonomy places the organism in Eukaryota, Metazoa, Chordata, Actinopteri, Pomacentridae. Gene Ontology annotation, cellular component: membrane. Gene Ontology annotation, biological process: G protein-coupled receptor signaling pathway; visual perception. The coding region runs from base 764 to 2404 and encodes 546 amino acids. The transcript is spliced from 10 exons. Gene Ontology annotation, molecular function: G protein-coupled receptor activity. The record is from RefSeq and is a predicted model, not a curated record.